AGGUGGCAAUGGAUAUAUUGCAGGAAAUGUCUGCAGGCUCUAAGCAAUUUGCAAAGUGAAUAGAUAAACCUUUUGGGUGCUGCCCUGAAUGUGUCCUCCUGAUCACCCUUUCUUGGGCUGACAGGCUGCCAUGGAACCAAGCUGGAGCUUGGGCACCACGCCGCGGUCUCACGCUCCUUUCUUUCAGCAGCACACGCACUCCAGCCUCUUUAUUAGAAGUGAAUCUGUUCAGUACAGGCUGUCCCAUGUCAAUACAGACGCAUUUCAGCAUUGCAUCACCUGGCCCCACCUGAAUCUGAACGUCUCUGGGCCCGAUUCUGACCUGCUGAGGUCUAUGGGACUUUGACUUCAGCAGGGUCAGGAUUUGGCACUCAGAGCAGAGGGAGGGAGUUUAAAUGCCCUGAUGCCACUGGUGGAAAUUGUCACUGCUUUGCUCUAUUGGUAGGGGGAAGAGUGACAGGGAGGGGAACGGGGUUGUUUCAGGGAUGUCUGGAAACAGGCUGACGUCCUGAGUCUCUGCGCCGAGGUGUGGGAUGCAGCCAUCUUCAGCCAGGGAUGCAUGUAAAGCUUUUGUUUCUUUCUACAUUCUUUGGAGCGUUGUGCUGCUGAAAGAUGUGAGCUUGAGCUCCUCUGUCUCAUCCCCUUAACUAGUGCAAGCAACCAAGGACAAUGCAGACUCCUGGGCCUCUCCUCUUGACGGCACUGCUCAGACCUCUGUUAGCCUCAUAUACCUAGUCACCUUGCCGUGUUUUUAGAGCGCUUCUCGCAAUGCCCCCAGGAAGCAGGGAAUCCUUAUUCCCCUUUAAAUAUGGGAAAAGGAGAUGCAGGAAACCCAAGUGACUUGCCUGAGGCCACCUAGGAAGUCUGUGGCAGGUGGAACUGAGCCUGGGUGCUCUGUAGCAAAGGCUACAGUGGCGUAACCACUGGCCUGUCGUUCCUGGGGACCGGUUUUGAGCCCAUGUAAUGUAAUGUGGCUGGUGAGACACUUGCCAAUGGGGCAGUGGAUUGAGACCUGCCACCUCUGUCACACAGACCAUGGAGUGAUCAGAAAUGGGCAGUGAGUUUUUCAUACACUCCCACCAUGGAUGGGAUUGAAAUCCCUGCCUGAGAGGUGGAUGGCUGUAACUGCUCUCCUGGGCAAGCCGGUUCCCUGCAGUUUGGAGGCUGUCAGGCUGCAAAGGAGCCUUCUGCUCUGGUCACGCGUAGUCAAGAGAGCGGUAUUUGUGCGGUUCCUGUUCCCAGUUUGAGUGACACGGCCAGGCCAGGCCAGCCCAGCCCACAAAGCACUCUGCUCUGGCUGGGCCUGCAGCCAUGGAAACAGCCAGAGACACUUUCAGAAAGCAGCUCCGAGAAGGGACGGGAGCACAAAGGCAGCCAGGCAGCAAGUGCUUGUGUUUUGCACAGGACUCCAGGGGUUUUCCUCCUCUGCGCUUUGCCCAGUGCAGGUCAUCCUGCUGCUUUAUGAUCCGUGGAUUGUGGGUGGUCCACGGGGAAUGAGCUCCACCGGAUUAGCCCUAGCGCCUCCUGCCAAGAACGUGGUGGUGUAUCGCAAUGGGGACCCCUUCUUCCAGGGCAGGAAGUUUGUGGUCAACCAGCGCCAGUUCCUCACCUUCGAAGCGUUUCUGAACGAGGUCACCAGCACCAUCCACGCACCCGUGGCAGUGAGGAAUAUCUACACCCCCCGGCAGGGCCACCGGGUCACAGAUCUGGGGGAGCUGCAGAACGGGUGCCAGUACGUGGCAGCCGGCUUCGAGCGGUUCAAGAGGCUUGACUAUUUAAGUCGGGGAUUGAAGCACCUGAGUGGGGCUAGGAAGAAAAAUGGCAUGAAGGUCCACCCCAUCGCUCCCCAGAAGCUGACCGUGUCGGCACGAUGGCAGAAGCCCACCCAUCUGCCCUGUGUGAUCCACGUCUUCCGGAACGGCGACUUGCUGAGCCCCCCUUUCCGCCUGCUCCUCUCCAAGAGCACCCUGCUGGAGUGGGAUGCUGUCCUGGGGCUGGUGACGGAGAAAGCCAGCCUUCGCAGUGGAGCUGUCCGAAGGCUCUGCAGGCUGGAUGGAGUUGCAGUGUCCAGCGGUGAGGAGCUGGUGAACGGCGGUUACUACGUGGCUGUGGGGGCUGAGAAGUACAAAAACCUGCCCUACUUUGAACUGCUGGUGCCUGAAAAUUCUGCCCAGAGGGUGUUCUGGAGCCAUCCCAAUAACAGGCGUGGGAUCCACAAUAAAGGGUUUAGUAAAUUCCACGCCACUUCCCAGGACGGAGCCAGUGACUCUGCCCUCCUCGAACCUCCACAACAGCUGGACAGCCGCAGGGUGCAGUCCACAGGAGCUGCAGAGAAGGACGAGACCCCUGUUCCCUCCCUGAUGGUAUGCAGGCCAGCCAGGAGAUAUCCACACAGGGAGGAAGAGUCAGUCUUCCACGCCAAACCUGCCCGUGCAGGGCAAAAUAAGAAGAGCCACAGGAACACCCCACACUGGCUUGAUCAAGAAGAGGGAGGUGUUUAUAAAGUGAAAGACCCAAGAAAGGAGUUGCGAGGGGCUCGGGAAGUGGCAGAGGACGAGCACACGAUGGUGGAGCUGCCUGUGGACCAAAGUGCUGCAGAGACUGUGGAAGAGGAAGUUCUACCCAAAAAUAGGCCAACUCCUCAGACAAAGGCUGGGACCACUCGCAGAUCACAGAAGGCCUUGACAACACGAAACAAUUCCAGCGACUCAGAGGCGGAAGCAAACUGAAAGACGCAUUCCCUCUGCAAGUGAGAGCUGAAGAGCAUGUGAAGUGGCUGUGAUGCAAGCGGGAGAAGUUAGCAUUCUCUUUGUGCUAGUGGCAGAUAACAAACCACUUGGAUUCCAGACUCCUGUAACACCACACACCACUGCCCAAUCUGGGGACAGGUUCAAGUACCAUGUCUGAAACUAAGUGCCUUGACUAUAAGGGUUUUGGAACAUGAACAAUAAGUCAGGUCCUUGUUCUUUGAACACAAACACUUGUCUCCCUUCUCUCUAAAAUGUUUGAUUUGAGGGAGGAGGUGGAAAUGUUGGGCCUACAGUUAUAAGCUUCAGUAGUCAAGGAAUUGGUCUGUCUGAACUGGGAUUUUUAUUUUAUUUUUACUGUAAAUAAUAGUUCUAAGUCUUCUUUACUGAAAUGUCUGCCAGGAAAUGUUCUCCAUAUUAUAGAUCCUGUGUUUAAAAUGAUUUUGUGGCUCUUUUGUGCUCAGGCCUGGUUAAUUUCUACCGCUGCAUUUGACUGUUGUUAGAUGAGCAUUAUAACAAAUCUAGUCCCAGAAGGCUCAUUCUUCUUGUUCUUAAAAAGCGUCAACCUAAAUCAAGGAAACCUCUUUAUAUAAAAAUAAAUAGCUAGUUUAUUAACCCCAGAGUCACCCAAGCAAUAUAUUUCCUUUCCUGAUAACACAUAAAGGCAGAAAAGCUU
Messenger RNA from Alligator mississippiensis (American alligator), 3423 nucleotides. RefSeq names its product doublecortin domain containing 2B (gene DCDC2B). NCBI's taxonomy places the organism in Eukaryota, Metazoa, Chordata, Crocodylia, Alligatoridae. Gene Ontology annotation, biological process: intracellular signal transduction. Bases 1494 to 2729 code for a protein of 411 amino acids. The transcript is spliced from 11 exons. Gene Ontology annotation, cellular component: microtubule organizing center; microtubule. The record is from RefSeq and is a predicted model, not a curated record.